Messenger RNA from Belonocnema kinseyi, 9130 nucleotides. RefSeq names its product cytokine receptor (gene dome). The record is from RefSeq and is a predicted model, not a curated record. Gene Ontology annotation, molecular function: protein binding. Lineage: Eukaryota; Metazoa; Arthropoda; Insecta; Hymenoptera; Cynipidae. The transcript has 12 exons. Bases 303 to 4874 code for a protein of 1523 amino acids.
GUCCCUCUGGGCGAAUGUAAACACAAUUUUUGUGAAAUAUGAUGUGACACGGGUCGAUUUUCGCGGUGUGACUUAUGUGAUUGAGUGCUACGUGAUCCAGUAACAGUGUUUCGCAUAAUUCUGGAUAAUGAAAAGUAUCUAAAGGCUAUUUCAAGUCCCAGGAGUUAAAAGAGCAACGGGUUUGGUGCGCGGCCUGCCUGUAGUUACGUUCAGUGGAAUGGAGUGAAGACGGUCUUCAUGGAAGUGCAAUGAGACACCUACGGAAAAUCAUCUCUUCCUCGCCGAAGUGAUGGGAAGAAGAGAUGGCGGCUUCUGUAGUGCAUCAAAGAACACCGACUCGAGAGAUGCAUCGACAUUUACUGCACACUUCAAAGACUGAUUUUAAUAAUGAUACAAAAGAUAUAUCAGACUUCCGUAGCAUGUCGGAAUCUCGUGUAAAAUCGUGUAAUAAUUAUGUGUCGUCGAGUAGUGGCAGCAAAAGCAGCAGUAGCGGCGGCAGUGUGUCACCACCGCCAGGUGAUUUACAAUUUUCAAGAAGUUCCCUCGACGGGGAAAGAAACGCGAUAGAUCUUCACACCUUGAUCGCGACGACGCGCCCAGAAUCUUCAAGUGCAAGUUGUCACUGUACGACAGAUCGGCAAAAUGAAUGUUUUGUGGACGAUUGUAAAUGCGUGCCUAGUGGGGACUCAAACAAUCUCACGGGAGAGCACCAAAAGUGGAAUCAUCGAUUAACGACCAGUGAACUUUUAUCCCACACCCGACCUGCGAAAAAAGGUAGCUGUGAUGUCAACUCACGGCAAUCUGUUUUUUGUCGAAAUGUUAACUCUCUCUCCAGAUUUAACACAUGGAGGACAGUUUUGGCCAUCUGCAUUGCUCUUCUUUGUACAGUGUGCAAUGCAAACCAAGUCCCAACUACUUCGUGUGCCCAAGGUCUCAGCACCCCCGGCUGGACUAUGCCACAGGGAGACAUCGUUCUUGAAUACGGUCAAGAUUUAAGAAUAUUAUGUAUCCUAAAUAAAGAUGUUGUAGAGGAAAAUUAUCCAGGAAAAAAUGCGUCAGAUGUGUACUUCUUCCACAGUGGAAGAGUACUCGAACCUGAAUACAUCACUAUCCUCAACGAAACAACAGUCGAAAUGUUUGUUGAAAAACCACCUGCUGGGAAUGAUAUGUAUUAUUGUAGAUUAAGAUUAGAUGACGAUGGCAGUAAAUCAAAUUUUCUAUCUAUCUGCUUAAACGAAGUCGUUAUCGGUUACAAGCCUCAGGAACCUAAAAACUUCAGCUGCAUCUCCUACAACUGGGAAAAAAUGGUUUGCACUUGGGAACCGGAACCUAAUUUCGUAUCAACGAAGUUUAGUCUGGUUUUUAAACUACCUGGACGAGCCGGAAGAAAGAAACUAUACCCUUGUCCUCAACAAGAUCCCAAAAAAGAGUUGAAUUAUUGCAUGUGGGAUGCAUCAACGAAUCCGAUUUACAGGCAGCCUUAUCCGUUUUACACACUCUUUUUGACGGGAGAGAAUGUACUGGGGAAUAUAACUGUGCCGUACAAAUUCCAUCAUUACGCUAACGUCAUUCCAAACAAGCCGGCUAAUUUUACUCUAGUUAACAAGACUUCUGAGAGUGCGUAUUUGUUUUGGAGUCCACCUUAUCCAAUGUCCACUUUUCCACCCGGACUGUAUUUCAGGCUGACUUAUCAAAACCAGUGGGAUAGACAAAAAUCUUGGCAGGUGAUCAAUUUUACAGAUGAAAUUCAAAGGGCAAAAAGAUAUUACAAUCUGACCGGAUUACAUUACGCUAAUUCUAUUUACGAUGUCCGCGUUUACGCGAAAAGUGCUGAUGCUGCUGGGGAUGAUAGAUGGAGCAAUUUUAGCGACAUUACCUUCAGAACUUUGCCGAAACUGCCUGGGCUUGCUCCUGCUACAGAUAUUGGAAGUUUUGAAAUCAUUGAGAAUAACGGAUUCAGAGACGUUUAUCUCUACUGGCAGACAAUUCCCCCUUACCAAGAAAACGGCGGUAAAUUCAGAUAUGAAAUAAUACGCGUGGAGGAGAACGGUCGUAAGGUUUCGCCGCAACCUGUUGAGACAACGAGAACAUACGCGAAAUUCAAAGAACUUUCAACAGGUAGUUAUCAGUUUGAGAUUGCUACGUCGAACGAAGUAGGACAAAGCAAAAAUUCAUCGAAAAUUUUCAUCCCUAGCCGGACAGAGUUACCGCGUGAGCCUAUAACGUUUACGAAAAUUGCUUUCGAUGGAGGCACUUAUGAGUUGUCCUGGAAAUAUCCCGAUGAAUUUCUCAAGGAAGUUACGAACUAUACAAUAUUUUGGUGUGAUAACGAACGUGAUCGGCCUUACCAGUGCACGGGAUAUCUCGACUGGAUGCACGUUUCUUGGAACACUUCCGUCUACAAUAUGACAGUUCCGGAUCCCAAGAAGGUUUACCAAUUUGCCAUUUCUGCAAACACAAAACAUGCCAGCAGUGGAAUGGUGUGGGCGUCGUGUACUGUCAUCCACAACAGAGUUGCAAGCAAAAUGAAGUCACUUUGGAUAAACAAAAUAGGAUCCGACUACAUUGAAGUCGGCUGGAAGUUGGACUGUUCUGAUCGUGUUGGAAAUGUUGAGGGUUUCAAUAUCUACUACUGUCCCAUCAUUGCUCCCUAUAAUCGAAACUGCAAAGAGCUCAAGUUAAACACCACCAUAAAGGCUGAUCCAUCCACCAUACGCGGUGUCAUCCACGGUCUCAAGCCCUACACGACUUACAAGCUAACAGUUUCAGUUUUAUCGAAACACGGCGAAGGGCCGCACAGCGAUCCCUUGUAUAACACAACUCUUGAAGCUGCGCCAACGACUCCACCACAGGACGUCAGAGUUCUUAAUUCCACAAAUACAACCUUGGUUGUCACGUGGAAACCUCCAAUGGCGAUGAAUGGAGUUUUACGCUACUACGAGGUGUACUGCAACAGCUCGAAGAAAUCCUUUACAAAACGAGUGGAUGAAGCGAAUCAUGCCGAACUUCCAGGCAUCACCCACGGGAAUCACAGCAUCAACGUUACACUCUCGAAUCUCUCUGCUCACGAGGAGUAUAGCAUCGAAGUCGCAGCAUGUACGGUCACUUGCAGUGCAAAGUCGAAACCAGUUCGCAAUAUUACGAAAAUUGGAACGCCAGGGAAAAUCAAUAUUCCUAAUGUCCGAUUUAUAAAUUCGAGCCAGGUUCACGUUAAAUGGAGGGCACCGCAGAAUGCAGCGGGACUUCUGGACUAUUAUCAGAUAUCGUCGAGCGAUGGAGAUAUACGAAACAGCACUGUUCCUGAAACUCAACUUCCAAUUGCCGAUUGCAAGACAAUCGGCCGGGAGAAGAUGUACCAGUUUCGUGUACGAGCCGUUAAUGUGGUUGGCGAUGAGCAUUUAAUUGGCCCCUGGUCUGAAGCUGGGGAAGGUAACUGCUACAGCGAUGGUCCUUCCAAACAAGUGCUGAUGGUAAUUUGGGUAAUUGGAAGUCUUAGUGCUGUCGCGCUUGUUCUCUGCGUCAUCUACACGUCCAAAAGAACUUGGCUGAAGUGUAGAUAUAUGCGGGACGUCGAUGUGAAACUGCCACAUGGAAUCGAGCCGAACAUGAAACUUUUACAAAAAGUUGGCGAGCAGCAUACGCGACAAUCAUCUGCAGAUUCUAGUGGUUGUUCAAGUGGACACGAAUCAGUGACCUCCUCCUUAACGUCAGAAUCUCACGUUUCGAGCGACAGUGGAGCCGAUGUCGAUCCAAUCGCCGUUUCACCAAACAAAUUACUCGAGCUUCCUGCUGCCUGGAAUCCGACCAGUCUGCGACAACGGAACGUGGGAACCGCACGACCUGGAGGAACGGCAGAUUCCGCACGCUGGGAUCCCUACAUGAAAGCGGCAAAAACCGGAGAGCCAAUCAUAGCAGACACGCUAUCGAUCGCUCGAUCCACGCCGAAUUUGUCCGACAGCACUGGCUCCACGACCUCUCAACACACCUGGUCAUCCACUGGCUACAUGAGCAUGCCAUCUUCCGAGGAAAUCUCCAACAACCCAAGUCCAAUUCCUCAAAAAGAAAACACAAACCUGGGCGGUUACAGUGUCGUGAGUAUGAUGCCACCCCCAGGCUACACAUCCGAGGAAGACUCAGGCAAGAAAACCAUUUCAGCCACAGAUGCGAAGCCUUCGAAUCCCUACGUAAGUUUGGCAUCUCUCGAGCAGAAAACAAAGGGGAUAGCGGCAAUAGUGCCUUUGCCAGACUUUGACGAUAUCACCUUCCCAGAGAUGGAGGAAUCAUCAAAUCUGGACACUUUCUCCGACAAAGUGCCCAAGGACUAUGUGCAAAGUGCGUUUGUGGAUUAUCCUGAAAAGCCGCAGGUUUCCUUUGCACCAACCUUAGUUUCAGACUCGUGUAGCAGUCCACUUGUUUCCACGAGUCCGGCGACAACGCACCUCACGCCUGACACCUCCUCGAAGCCCUACGUUAGUCACGCUUCGAUCCCCAAUUUUAUGAAUCCGCCCAGGGUUGCCACCGGCACUGAUGACCUCUCCUCGAAACCCUAUGUCACCCUCGACUCCGCGCCAAACUCUAUCUUUCAAAUGCUUCAGCAGCAGAGAAUCAAGGCUGAUCUAGAGACUACUGUUCCGGAGGUGGAUACCAGCGACGUGGAAAUUGAUGUGAGCGAGGAGGAGGAUUCCUCGAAUUUCACAAUUUGCUGGAAGCCCAAGCCGGAAGAUGAGGGCAAGACCGAGGAAAAGUCCAGGGGAUAUGUCAUGAUGGCGGAGAAUCCCAAACUCGAGAAUCAGCUACUUGGAAAGCAGAAGAGUAAUCCUCAGUCCGAAGAACAAUAUAGUCAAGUUACGAUAGCGCCCGGCACGAUGCAGUGAGAAAGUUAUCGAGAAGUCUAUUGAAAGAAAACGAAAUAACUUUAUUAUUGUGAGACAGACUUAUUGUGCUUCCUUGUCGGAGGUGAGUUCGAGGCAUCGAACUUUGUCGCAGAGACGCUCUCCAAAUCGAGUGGAAGACUUUUUUUUUCUUACACAACGAUUUAGGUGGAGCGUGUGCACGACUGAUAGUAAGUACGGACAUAGUUCAAGUUUUUUGUAGCCCAUUUAGAAUUCGGUUUAUUCACAUUGAAGUGAGGUUCCGGGCUAGCUAUAUUUCGAUCUAUCGGACUGAGUUUAUGCCUGACAGAGCCACGCUGUACUCUUAUUUGUGAGUAUCCUCUUCUUUUUUUUAUGAAAGUAUGUACAAAACGAAUCACUUUUGUAUCAUAUACCUACCGCGUUACGUGACAAAAUGAUAGGGAAAAUGUUGUAGCCAUAUGAAUAGAUUAAGUUUAUUUACUGGCACACGCGUCGACAGGCUAAAGUGUUUCAUGUUUUCAAUAAAAAGAAGGAACGAUAUUGGUUUUGAAUGAAACGAAAGUAAAUUGAGAAUCAAUCGAAGCAUCAUCAGUGGACCGAAUCAUAAAUCAGGGGAUACAUUUUUCCGCUUUUUCACGAAUGCAUCAUUGCAUUUAUCCGAUUUUUUACUGCAUGAACUUGAAAUCCAUCCUUUUUACAAACGAACUUAAUACAGGAAAGUAAAUGCAAUUUUUCUAAAAAAUUUGUACAGUUUUUUUCAGCAUUCUGAUGACCUCAAUUUUUAUAAAUCUUUUAGUAGGAAUUUCCAAUAAGUACCCAAGUUUGAUAUGUUUUCAAUUGAACGAUUUGGUAUAAAAUGUAAAACUGUAGGCAGCUUGGAUAACAAUAUCCAAAUCAAAGAAGGUCCAGAAAAUUGGUGCUAUUUGAUUAGAUCUCUAAGCCUGUCGCAAGUGCCAUUAUAUUUGUACAAACGAUUCCAUGCGCUCAAUUGUCCGAAAACCCAAGCUCUUUGAAACGAACAAAAAAUGCGACGGAAUUUAGGCCAUGGUUCCUCAGUUGCAAUGAGAUUACUAAUUCGAUACUAAACAGGUUGAUUUUUUUUUAUAACGUCGUUGUAUUGUUGUAUAGUUGCCAGAGAGGAGGCGUGCGAAUAUUCCCCAAAAUCUACCUGCCAUAAUUUGUCAUUUGACAUCAUUUUUCUUUAUCCUUAUCACCAUUUCACAUAAUUUUUAUUCUGACUAAUGCUUACGAAAGUUGAUGAAAAGUGGCAAUUAGAAAAAAUAAAAAUUAGUGUAAAUAAAUGGCGAUAAAUAAAAAUGAUGGCAAAUGACUAUUCGGCAAUGCGAAUUUCGAUAAAAAAGAAAAUUGUGGCAAGCAGAUUUUGGGGAAUACGUCUCUUCCAGAGUUACAGUCUCGGAAGUUAGGAUAAUAAUUGAAAUUAAUGUUGGACCGAAGAGAAAUGGAUGGAUGGAUUUGUUAAACAUUUCUGAAUGCAUAUUUCAAACUUUUAAGACUAAUCGAACACUUACAGCAAGUCGGAAGAUUAUUUUUACGUGAAAAUGUCUAUUCAAUGUUCGUGUUGAUGGCGAAAACAAGAAUAUAUGUAUGCAUAAUAUAAUAGCUAGUCAUUGAGAGAAAUAUAUGAGUCUGAGCGAAGGACUCCUUUUUUCAUUUAUACGAGCUUCAAUAUUCGACUCAUAUUUUUGUUCUCGCCAUUUAUUUGUCUUUUAAAAAAAAAUGUUUACCGACAAAUCAUGUAACUGAUUAUGUGUUAUAUCUUUUACGAAUACUGAAAUUUCCGUUGUUUAAUGUGCAUGCUAAUUGUGAAGUUCAAGUUGUUCGUUUUUGAUUUGUUAAUUGCAAGACAAGUCAAAGUGGAAAAGAACUUAUUUCUAAAAUUCUUCAACUUGUGUAUAUUAAUUUAAAAAAUUAAAGCAUUUAUAUAGAUCUUUUUAUCGUUGUUUUCAUCAAAUUCUAAAAUAAUUCUUUUUUCUACCUAAUAGAUGAAAAGAUCUUACGUAAUAAAAAAAUUAUUUUGCAAAAGAUCAUUUUGUGAAAAGCAAUGGGCAGUUACGUGUUCUCAUUGCAGCCAAAAUUUUAAAACGAAUUUUGUAAAUGUAUCUUUAAAUGCUUUUUUAAAUUUCGAAUUUCAAAUCUUAAAACGAAUUUCGAUUUUGCGCUUAAAUCGAAUUUUAUUAAAUUUUAGAACGAAGACAAUUAAUCUUCAAUUUUAAAAUACAUACUUUGAAAGUUGAAGAAAUUUCUAAUGCUCUUUCCACUACGAAUCUUGGCACUAUGCAUUGAACUAAACGUGAAAUUCAUAUUUUACGAAUACUAACUCUACGAUACAGAAAAAAAACUAUUCGAGUACCGAUUUUGUUUUAUCAAAAAGAAAAAAAAACAUAGAACGAAGAAAAGUUUCUGAAACGGCAUUUAAACCUCGAAAUUUCGCACUUCUUCUUAUUCAGAGUUAAGAACCAUCCUUAAGUCUCUAAUCGGCAAAACGAGCUUAGAAUUUAUAGUGUUAUUACUUUUAUGAAAGAAUUCGCGAAAGCGAAAGGUGGAGUGAAAGCGAGUGUUUUUUUUGGUUUUUCUUUUUUAAUUAGGAUGAAAUAAUGCCUAAAAAUCAUGUAAGAAGUAUUGAUAGGGUAUAUUUAUCGAGGAUUGAAAAAAAAAAAAAAAAAAAUGGAAUAAUUGCAGCUUCGGUGCAAGAGAGCGAAUUUGAAUUUCGUAGAUAAUCUGUUGCCGUAAAAUUUAUUUCGUCGUUUUCCCUCCUUUCGAAGGGUUGUCGAUGCGUCACAUCGCAUAACUUUUCUAAACGAAGCAUGCUCAUUUAGACAUAGAGAUAAUUUUCAUAGGAAAACUUUUCAGACUACAUUAGGUCGUGUUUGUCUACUUUUAGCUUACAUAUCUCCAUUGUACAUAGCCCUAUUUUGUUAUAUAUAUUUAUAAAUGAAAAAAGUACUUUAUUGCACAUGCACUACAAUUUUAAGGUCAAUUUUAAGAAGAAGAAGAAGAAGAAGAAGAAAAUCAAUUAAGCGUCGAUUUUUGAGAUAGCGAAUGAUCUAUACGUGGAAUAUAAGACGUAUUUCGAUAAAGUACAGGUUUAUAUAUAACAAUUAACUGAUUUGCCUUAAAGAGAAGUCGGGCGCUCUCUCGCGCUCGCUUAUAUUCAUAUUUUUAUGUAAUCAAACGGACAAAUGUAUAAUUUAGUGGAAUAGAUGAUAGUUUUAAGAUGUCUAUUGAUUACUAGUUUCACGACACUUGCAGGGAGCUCAAACUUAUCAAACUUGAUGGAAUCCGGUAAGCUUUUCUAUUUUCAUUGCUUAAAAUUCCGUUGCCUUGUGAUUUGUGAUAACCAUUUUUGAAUGCGGAUAUUAUUAUGUCAAUCCUAGUGCAAUGACCCCAGGAGGUUCUUUAUAAACUGGACUGUGAUUUCCAAGAAUUGCCUUUUAAAAAUAUGACGCCGAAUUCGAUCAAAUCGAUUUUUAUCGUUUACUUUUUCAUAACGAAAAAAAUGUUAGUGGAAGAAAUAGGUAUAUAUAUAUAUAAAACAUUCUUGGCCAGAAGGGUUUAAAUCCAGUUGGUAAAUUAAUGAUUAUAAAAGGAACUUAAUAGCGAAGUUGGAAUUAUACUAUUAAGAAAUAUAGAUUAAUUUAGUAGAGCGUACUAUUGCGUAUUGGACAAAGGAAAUAGAAAAUUGGUCAAGUUUGAGCUCCCUGUACUGUUUUAGUUUUUGCGCGUUGGUUUGUUGCGAGUGAUACAGAUUACACUUCCGAAUUAUUAUUAUCUGUUGCUAGCACAAAGUUUACAAGUUCUGUAAAAAUCUUGCGCUACUCUAUAAUAAUAAUAUUAAUGAUAGUAAUAAUAUUAUUACAUGAUAUAUCGCUGUGUUGUUAAAUGACGAUAACGCUACACCAACACUAAUAUCCUACAAUCAGAUCUUGUACAGAGUAUUGUAAAAUAUAUUUUUACUACUUUUUUCUUGGUUUUAUUAUUUAUUUCUCAUUGCAUGAACUCGCCAAGUUCAGCAUUCUCAUUUCCGUUUUUCUACCUUUGAGGUAUGCCAUUAAUCCUUGCCAUGUUGCGCGAUUGCUUGUAAAGAAUAUACAUACUUAUUUUCAAUACUCAUACAUGGAUCACGCUAUCAUCAAAAAUAAUGAAAACAAAACGUAUUCGGUUUUACCUCUGAACUGUAGCUAAUCGACACAGUGCGCUUAAAUGGCCUUUACUUUAUAACGAUUAUUAUACUGAAAUAUAUAUAAUAUUUGUAUCAA